Messenger RNA from Paramecium sonneborni, 949 nucleotides. The record is from the annotation of a GenBank genome assembly. NCBI's taxonomy places the organism in Eukaryota, Ciliophora, Oligohymenophorea, Peniculida, Parameciidae.
UGUUAUUCUAAAAUUAUGCCACCUAAGCCUUGGGAAAGUUAAUAAAGUAAUAUAGUUAAAUAAAUAAUAAGGAGUUUAAAAAGCAACAGCUAUAACAUAAGAAUUAUAAUAGAAUCAAACAAUAAAUAAACAAAUGGAUUAAUAAAUAUAAGAUAGUGAAAUUGGAGAAAUGACACAAGAAUAAGCUGCAUAAGUUUCUGCUCAAGCCGCUAAUCAAGGAACAACUAAUUAGACUUCGUAUAAAUUAAUUAUGUAUAUCCAAUAGAUUAUUAAAUAAUAAUUUAAACUCCUCUACAGGAUUGGGUUAUGGAGGUUUAAAUAGCUAUGGAGGAUAUAGUGGUAUGGGAGGAUAUAGUGGUAUGGGAGGAUAUGGUGGUAUGAGUGGAUAUGGAGGAUAUGGCAGUGGAUAUGGAGGUUUUGGAAUGGGAAUGGGUAUGGGUAUGGGUAUGGGAGGUUAUGGUAAAUUUAAUAUAUUUAGAUUAGGAAUGAAUAGAUUUGGAAUGGGAGGUGCAGGUAUGCAAUAAGGGAGUAAAAUGAUGCAGGCUUUGGAAUAUUUGGAUAGUGUGGGAUUUGUUGUCAAUAGUCUUUGUGAAAUAGCUAGAAUGAUAGAAAUGAACACUCAAGGACUAUAUAAUUUAGGGUAAUUUUUAUACUUUUAUAGUUCGACAGCGUAAGUGGCUUAGCGCUUUUAGCCAGAUUGUAUUCAGGCAAUAAGUGGUUAUGGCAUGUAAUAAUCAAUUUUAUCAAAAAAAUUUAUUAUUAAAUUAAGACAACACUAUUAUUCGAAAAUGAAACAUCUAAUUAGAUAAAUUAGAAAUACAAAAAAUUAUUCAUUAUUGGAGUCAUUGUAUUAGCAUUAUUAUUAAUUACUUUUAUUUAUCCUAAAGUGAUUAGCACAAAAACUUAGACUCAUAUCUUAGAUGAAGUAUUUAAUUAAUAAAAAAUAUGA